Messenger RNA from Ruditapes philippinarum (Manila clam), 1072 nucleotides. RefSeq lists its product as uncharacterized. The transcript is spliced from 6 exons. NCBI's taxonomy places the organism in Eukaryota, Metazoa, Mollusca, Bivalvia, Venerida, Veneridae. The coding region runs from base 1 to 795 and encodes 264 amino acids. The record is from RefSeq and is a predicted model, not a curated record.
AUGAGAAACCUCAUAGAUGAACUUGAAAAUCUGAGUAAUAGAUUAACUCAAGUUGGUGAUUGUGUGCAUGAUGAAGAACUUUAUUUCUCCAAACUGCCAAUGAUAUGGGAUCUGAUAGAUGAGAGGAGAGAACUUGCAAGAAGGCUAAGGGAUGAAGGGCCAAUCACUAUUCAACAGUUCGCAGAAGAAGUUGCCAGGCCGAUGGUGUACAGUUUGAUACAGGAGCUCGAAGAUGCAUUUCAUUGUAGUCCAGCUUUAGGUGCUUUCUCUGUGUUUGAUAUGAGACAUGUACCUUCAAAUCCCCUUGAAUUGGGCGACUAUGGACAGACCUCUAUUAGCCACAUUGCUGAUCACUAUGGUGAGGCGAAACAGGACACUUUCAUGGGACAUCAUGUUGUUGCUCAGCCAGAAUUUCCAGCAGAGAUCAUCAGAAGAGAGUUCAGUGCUUUUAAGCAUCAGAUGUUUAUAAUGAAGCAGAGGGCAUCUGAAACAGAUUUAUCAGACCCACAGUUCCUGCUGAAGAAGUUGACUGAUGAGCCUAUAUUACAGCAAACCUUCCCUGUAAUGUCUUACUUUGUGCUACUGUCCAGUUUGAUUCCAACAUCAACAGCCUGUGUUGAGAGGGUGUUUUCUUUGAUGAACAGUAUUUGCACUCCUCUCAGAUCAUCAAUGAGCCAGGAAACACUUGAUAACAUUAUGAGAAUUGUUCAUGAAGGAGCAACUUCACUGAGUGACAAUCAACUUGAGAGGGCCAUUAAUCAUUUCACUUCCAAGUCUAGAAAAAUUUAUGUCUGAGUCAGUUGUCCUGAGUGUAAUAAGAAAUUCAAAACAAUGAAGAAUAAAGAUACUUUAAGAACAACUUCAUGUUAUAUCUUUUAUUUGGUUAGGUCUAUAGUAAAAGAUAUACUAGCUAUUGAAAGUAGGCCUAAUGGUAGGAAAUAGUGCUUAAAAGUAAGUGUAAUACCCUAGAUCUAAAUAACUUAUAUACGACUCAAAAUUCCCCUUUUUGUGUUAAAAUGAUGCAAAAUUCCCCUUUCUGAGGGUAUGGGUACCUGUCCCCAAAAGUUGUCUA